AUGGCGCAGCAGGGGCCUGCGGCGGUGGCUCCGUACCUGGCAGGACGAGAUGACGGGCGGCCGUUCCAACAUUCUCACGCUUCGGCCGAGCAUGCGGCGCUGGUGCAGUCGAGAGAGACGGGCGACGUGCUCCCAGACGACAGUCCGAGGGGGCAGGUGAAGGCUUUGCCGUUUGCGAAGUCGUGGGUGCACUUUAUGGCUGGCGGAAUUGGCGGCAUGACCGCUGCGGCAGUCACGGCGCCGCUCGACGUCCUCAAGACGAGGCUGCAGUCCGACUUCUACCAGGCUCAGAUCCGCGCAUCCAGAGCGGCGCAGGCGCAGGCGCUGCGGAGGCUGAAUCCGGUGCGCAGUGCCAUGUACCACCUCUCGGAGACGCUGCAGAUCCUGGGCUCGGUGUAUCGCACGGAGGGGCCGCGCGCCUUGUUCAAGGGCCUGGGACCCAACCUGGUGGGCGUGAUCCCCGCCAGGAGCAUCAACUUUUACGUGUACGGCAACGGCAAGCGGCUCAUGGCCGAGUACUGGAACGGCGGCGAGGAGGCGCCGUGGGUGCAUCUCAUGGCCGGCGUCACGGCCGGCGUGGCCACGAGCACGGCAACGAAUCCCAUCUGGAUGGUCAAGACGAGGCUGCAGCUGGAUAAGAACGUGUCGGAGCGCAGCGGCGGGGCGACGAAGCGGCUGUACCGCAACAGCUGGGACUGCGUCAAGCAGGUCGUGCGGGACGAGGGCGUCAGGGGCCUGUACAAGGGCAUGAGCGCGAGCUAUCUGGGCGUGGUGGAGUCGACGAUGCAGUGGAUGCUGUACGAGCAGCUCAAGGCCUACUUGGUCCGCAGAGAGACGGCGAUCCAGGCCAGCGGAAGGGCCAAGACGUGGUGGGACAAGGUGGUGGACGUCACGGGCAACGGCGGCGCUGCCGGAGGCGCAAAGCUGGUUGCUGCCGUCAUUGCCUAUCCUCACGAGGUUGCGCGAACUCGUCUACGACAGGCUCCCAUGGGAGACGGCAAGCUCAAGUACACCGGCCUGAUACAGUGCUUCAAGCUCGUCUGGAAGGAAGAGGGCCUCAUGGGCCUCUACGGCGGACUGACGCCUCACCUGAUGCGCACUGUCCCAAGCGCGGCAAUGAUGUUUGCCAUGUACGAAGUCAUCCUGCGCUUCUUCCACACGCCAGCCUAA
Trichoderma reesei QM6a is the source of this 1170-nucleotide messenger RNA. RefSeq lists its product as uncharacterized. Gene Ontology annotation, biological process: pyrimidine nucleotide import into mitochondrion. NCBI's taxonomy places the organism in Eukaryota, Fungi, Ascomycota, Sordariomycetes, Hypocreales, Hypocreaceae. Gene Ontology annotation, cellular component: mitochondrion. Gene Ontology annotation, molecular function: pyrimidine nucleotide transmembrane transporter activity. The record is from RefSeq and is a predicted model, not a curated record. The transcript has 3 exons. The coding region runs from base 1 to 1170 and encodes 389 amino acids.